CGUUCAAUACCGGGAGGCUUUGUGAGGAGCACUAUGCAUUAUCAAGGUACCCAGCCAGGACUCAGUUCAAGAGGCGGAGGCAGACUUCGCGGUCUUCGAGGUGCAAGGCGUUAUAUCCCAUACUCAGGUCGUCACAUCCGACCCCGUGGUACGAAAUUAUCUUCAUAUCACACCACGGAGGAGUGUAAUCAAUCCUCCUCAGAUGAUUCGACACAGCCCCCAAGUCCCCCACCAUGCGUUGUGCCAAGUCACGCGCCAGAACCUAUUCAAGAACCCCCACCAAAUACAGUGGAACAAUCACCUACACGAGAACAAACUGCUGCAGAUGCCCUAAUGGAGACCGAAGGAAUGACUCAACAGAGCUCAAGAACUCGUGGGCCAUCUAGAUGCAUUUUCUUUGACAAGCUAAGGAAGAAUGAGAAAGUGCAGUUGAAGAUAAAUGAUGGUGAGACAGCCCCAUGUUGUGAACACGCUUCUAUGUUCACAACACGAGUAUCGUGGAUUGUUAAACAAUACUGUGACAUGAGUUACAAGCGUUGGUCGGAUGUCCCACCAGCGAUUAAAGAGGAGCUCAUCGACCGUGUUCGGAGUGACUUUGUGUUGGACUGGGAUCGCGAAAACCACCGAUUGACGGUGACAAAGGCCUUACGUAAGCGCUUCAACUCCUUCCACCACGACUUGCACAAGAUUUAUGAAUCCUAUGGAAGCCACGUAGAAGCGUUGGCUAAUGGAACUAGUCUAGUGGACCCCAUUGUAUGGAUGAAGUUGUGUGAAAGGUGGGGCAGCGAUGCCUUCAAGAAAAUUUCAACUCAAAAUCGGGAGAACCGAAACAAGCAGGCCAUUAACCACACAUCAGGACGUAAAUCAUUCGUCCGAUUACUUGAGCAAAAGGUAUGUCUAAGGGAAAACAAUCUUUUCAUUUCAAUAGAAUAGUGAAAAUGCACUUUACUUGGAGAUUUUAGUGACAAUAUUACAUUACUAUCACUAAAGGUGGUUACUCAUAGCUUUUGUUGUUCAAAUGUCACAUGGUUCAUCCACAGAAUAACGUUUUCUUAUAUUAAAUGAGUAUUCUUAUACUCAUUU
Molecule: messenger RNA, 1083 nt
Organism: Juglans microcarpa x Juglans regia
Lineage: Eukaryota; Viridiplantae; Streptophyta; Magnoliopsida; Fagales; Juglandaceae
Exons: 5
Coding region: 34-933 (299 amino acids)
Source: RefSeq, a predicted model, not a curated record